This is a messenger RNA of Lentinula edodes (shiitake mushroom), 624 nucleotides long. RefSeq lists its product as uncharacterized. The record is from RefSeq and is a predicted model, not a curated record. The transcript is spliced from 3 exons. Lineage: Eukaryota; Fungi; Basidiomycota; Agaricomycetes; Agaricales; Omphalotaceae. Gene Ontology annotation, cellular component: nuclear pore central transport channel. The coding region runs from base 23 to 520 and encodes 165 amino acids. Gene Ontology annotation, biological process: protein import into nucleus.
CACAAAUGCUUUGACCGUCGCCAUGACUAGCACGGCUUCCAAUAGUCCCGCUCUCACCGUACUCACUCGCGACGAUAUUUCUAUCGCUACUCGCGCUGCGGACAAAUUUAUACAGCUGUAUUAUGCCACCUACGAUUCCCCAUCUCGACUCUCAGAUCUACCAAAUUUUUACCGCCCCGUUUCCUCCUUGACAUGGAAUGGGAAACCCCUACAGGGUCCAGAUGGCCUCCGUUCGCUGAUCGAGAAAAUGCCUCCUACCAAACACGAAAUGCAAUCUUUUGAUUGCCACCCAAUACCAGGUUCCACACCGCCUUCACUUCUCGUUACCGUGUCUGGAACUGUUGUUCACGGUAAACCAGCUCAGAUCGCGCCUGGUCAACGUACAAAGUCAGUUGAAGGGCAAGCGCGAGUGUUUUCGCAGACCUUUAUGCUCGUUCCUGAUUCUGCCGCUGCACCUUCGCAGCCGGGAGAGCCUGCCAAAUACUACAUUGGCGCAGAUGCUCUGAGAUUCGUUGGCUGACAACACGCUUCUUGUAUGUUUAUUCACUAUGUUUAUUCAUCACACAAUGUCGAUUAUCACUUACAGUAUCUCAAUUGUAGUAUUGCUUUUCCAGAUGAUACUGG